AUGUACGGGUAUUUCGGGAAUUGGUAUGACCCGGAAGGGAAAAAAUGGGCAGUUUUGGCUGCAAAGAGGCGAACGCGCCUCCUGAAAAAACUUUGGGAGCGAGGAGAUGUGCGACUUGUCAAUGAGAAGCCCGCCAAAGAAUACUGUUCGGUGUACUACUCUCAGCUCUCGCCUAACGUCAAGACCGGUCGCAAAUUCAUACUUCACGAAGAACUGGACUGGGAGGUAAUUUUCCCCGAACUUCGGAAGAAGGAACUGCAGUUACAUUAUCCGGAAAAGGAAGGGGAGGACGGUCAUUGUGUACUUGCUUAG
Messenger RNA from Penicillium mononematosum, 312 nucleotides. RefSeq lists its product as uncharacterized. The record is from RefSeq and is a predicted model, not a curated record. Bases 1 to 312 code for a protein of 103 amino acids. NCBI's taxonomy places the organism in Eukaryota, Fungi, Ascomycota, Eurotiomycetes, Eurotiales, Aspergillaceae. The transcript has a single exon.